Microsporum canis CBS 113480 is the source of this 1416-nucleotide messenger RNA. RefSeq lists its product as hypothetical. The transcript is spliced from 3 exons. The record is from RefSeq and is a predicted model, not a curated record. NCBI's taxonomy places the organism in Eukaryota, Fungi, Ascomycota, Eurotiomycetes, Onygenales, Arthrodermataceae. The coding region runs from base 1 to 1416 and encodes 471 amino acids.
AUGGCUCACACGAUUGGCCCCCAUCUGAACGCGCUCCAUAAUGCGGGAAAGGAUGAAAUCAGGAGAAUCGCAGCUUCGACGUCGCGAGGUGCUAGUCAGGGCGGGCGGCGCAACGACGUCAAGAUACCAGAUCCGCGGCUCUUCCAAGCGCUGGGCGCAGCACCGAUUCCAACGGACUGCACUGUUCCGAUCCCCAGCAUCAGCGAAUGUGCCGUCCACUUGGAACUGCUUGAGGUGUUUUACUACUUGCGCGUGCGAGUUCUACAGUCCACUGAGCUGGACGCGGCGUUUGGAGUCUGCCCAAACAAGAGAACGGUUUUCCGCAAAAACUACUCGAGCCGUACGUACGAGCCGGUCGUUCUCAGAGACGGGACCUUUGAGGCCAGGAGGAGGGCAAAAUGGCGUUACUUUCUGGAUCUCGCAGUAAUGCGGUUUAUGAGAUGGGCGAGAGCUCGCGGCCUUGAAGGGGAGACCGCACGCAGCCCUCUCCUCCCCCCUCUAGAUAUCCUCAUGGUUUGGCAUGCACUGCUACUGAAUCCGGUGCAGUUUCGAAAAUACUGCGCUGACAAUAGGCUGGUUUGGAUUCGCAAACUGCCCUUCCCAUGGCCAGAAAUCCACAAGGCGAUUGACUCCGAGAACUGGCUUUACACGCUGCCAAGUGACGACGUGCUAGAGUUUGCCUGUGACAGCUUAUCGGUGUUGGAUCUCUUUCGACAUCUGGCCCAGGUUGGACGGACGGAGGGCAGGGCCAGGGCAGCGUUAUCAGGGGCCAGCCCUCAGCCGUCUCAGGCCACUGCCCCAGGAGGAGGCGAGCUCCCCCCGGUCAGAUCCGGAUAUAUAACUUCUUUGCGUGCUACAGAGACUGGGCGGCCAGAAUUCAGGGCGCUCAGGGAAAACGUCGAACGGCAAGUUUCGUUUGUCGACAAAAUGCAUGCGCACCUCUGGAUUCGCAGCCCGGCGGUUGAGGGCACUCUUUGCCGCGCUAUCGACCGGUAUGUGAAAUUCCUACGGCUGUUCAAGCACUAUCCCGACACAACGCUUGUUCCUACGCUGGACAUCGACCUCGUGUGGCAUACACACCAGUGUUCUCCGGAGCACUACCGGCAUUCUAUGGCCGAGCGUACGGGGAGAUUCAUAAACCAUGAUGAUACGAUCGGCCAGCAGACCCUGGACGACGGCAUGGACAAGACGGCGGAAUUCUUUCUCGUGCGGUUCGGUCAGGAUUACAAAGCCUGUAAAUGCUGGGAUUGUGAGGCUGUCGUGUUGGCGAUUGAGGAAAGUGUUCACGGUGAUAGGGACGGAGAGACGCCCCUGGAGAAGUCUAUUGAGGAUAUGGUGCACCGGGUGCGGGCAGAUGUGAACUACUACCGAGCAAGGGAAUUGGAAAGGCGGCUAGCGAAGCCUCUCUCCUUCUAG